AUGACUUUUGAAAAAAAGAGUCGAAUCAAUGUAUUUUCAUAUCGAAAAACUGGUUUAUUGUUGAUUUCGACGAUUUUUGGAGCCACUCUUUUCAUACAUUUUUUCCGAGCCAAUCUUUUUGACAACGGAAAAGAGCCAAAAAAACAGAUUGUACUGCAAAACUUCCUCGCAACUCGGGACCCUGAAGCGAAUGGACGAAAUUUGAGAAACCCAAAUGAAAUCUUUCUCAAGUACAUCUAUCAAAAUUGGAACAAAGCUGCCCUCUUCGUGCUUAUUUCAUUGAUUGUUUUGAUGCUCUCUUUUACUCAAACCCUUCUGUCUUUAAUCGUUCAAUCUGAUCGGCUCAAUGAAUUCACUGUGUUAACCAUUUCUCUGAACUUCACUGGUCAUCGCUCAAAUUCAACCAGAUGUUUUACAACAAUAAAACGAUCAACGACCAAAUCGAAAGCCGAAACAGCCACAAGAUUGGCAGCAAGAACCUUGCAACUGCAAACCUAUCUGAUCCCCAUUCUGUUCAUCGCCGUCAUUUCCAUCUUCGCU
Molecule: messenger RNA, 540 nt
Organism: Mesorhabditis belari
Lineage: Eukaryota; Metazoa; Nematoda; Chromadorea; Rhabditida; Rhabditidae
Source: the annotation of a GenBank genome assembly